AUGGUGAGUGGGCCCUCCACACCCUCUCACACAAUAGCCUUUUCCCCAGCACUGAACAGCUCUCCCGACAACACAGAUUUCUCCGUUGAUCAACCUUGCCAGGGCGUGGAUAACAGCGCUUGUGAGCAGGUGUCACCCUGGCCAAAACGCGACAGAUGUCCAUGGGUUGCAGUUCGUGGAUGUACAGACAAUGCAGACUGCCCCGUCAAUUUUCACUGUCAUAAUGGAAACUGCAUCAGGAGCCCCCGGGACGAUGCAGAGCUAGAUGCCCACGACACCACCGAAAAUACUCUCUGCAAGACUAGUGUGGAUUGCGCCGUCGGCUCCUGGUGCCGUCGCGGACGCUGCGAUAGGAUACCACGCCUGCCUUCGAAACUCCUGACUCGCGAUCCCAAUGCGGGAGAAACACCGAAUGGCCUCGAAACUCAUCAAAGACCAUGUAAUUUCCAACGACGGUGCUGGCCUCCUCAGAUCUGCCUUGGUGGCUGGUGCCGGGACCCGUUUAAGGUGAUGGCUAGAGAAGACGCAGGGAGCGAUGAGGCAUUUAAGGACUGCAAAAUUCAUCAAGAAUGUUAUCUCCGCGGGCGCUGCAUUAACGGGAAAUGCAGCCAGACUUAA
Molecule: messenger RNA, 618 nt
Organism: Aspergillus alliaceus
Lineage: Eukaryota; Fungi; Ascomycota; Eurotiomycetes; Eurotiales; Aspergillaceae
Exons: 3
Coding region: 1-618 (205 amino acids)
Source: RefSeq, a predicted model, not a curated record